UGAAGAAUAGUAACAUUGAACAUACUCCAACUCCACUCUCAACACGACAUUCAAGACGUUUCGCCUAACCUUUCAAAACACAGAGAAUUACUCUUUUAGGAUAAACAAGUUUUUUAUAUUUUGUCGAUAGUUUCUGGAUUUAAUAUGAUAUGAUGCAUCGACUGUUACGACUGAGUCGUGCAGGUUUAAGUUGUUUAGAUGCUCCAACUGUUAACCAAGUGGUACGGCAACCUACCAAUCUGGUGUUUGUGCGAAAUGCAAGCAGCAAAGGUUUCGUAAUGGGACGCCAGAUUAGAACAUUGAACAAACUUUUAACUGGCAAAAAGAAGAGUAAGAAAAACUGGAAAAUAGACGACGACGUACCGAAACUACCGUCGAUAGAGUCACUCAGCAAUCCGACGUCGCAUGGAAAAUCUUCUCAACGUAGAGUACAUGUAUUAAACAAGUUGUUUAUGCGACACAUUACCGAUUAUAUGGCCACAGAUAGCACAUUCACCGGAUAUGCCUUAGAAAUAUCUCGAGUCAACAUCACAACAGACUUCAAAUUGGUCAAUGUCUAUUGGUUGGCCAGAGGGGACGGAACUGACGAACGACUGGAGGCUAUGCUGUCCAAAUCGACGGGCAUGUUGCGAUAUAAUUUGAGUACAUUGAGGUUGAUGGGCGAGGUGCCAAUGAUUAAGUUUGUCAAAGACAGAUUCUAUGCGAAAAGUGUUGAAGUGGAUAUGCUGCUGAAAGUGGCUGACUUUGGCGAUGAUUAUGUGCCAUCUACACCAUCGCAAAUGAUUAGGAAUGACCUGUCGGGCAAUACUAUUCCAUUUGACAACGAGCUUCCCGAGAUGACGCACACCAUUUUGGGACUGAAUCAUGCAGAAAUUAUGAAUCGCAUCAAACACAACAUGUCAAAGGCGAAACAAGCCUGGGAAAAGUAUGAAACGGUACUGCCGACCAGUUUGCAGGAAAAGUAUGCACCUGCCGGAGAAGAAAGGAGAGAUACCAUUGUCCGACUACGCGAAGAAGAAUUUCAAGCAUUUUUGAGUCAGCGCAGAACACGAAAUAGAAAAGAGAGGAGACCACGUCCAGCUACGGAGAAUGAUGAUUUUGAUGAGGACGAUGCUGCCGAUCUGUCCGAAGAACAGGAUACGUACGACGACGAUUUUGAAAUUGAGAAAAAGUGAAAAAGAAGAAAUUUUGUUGAUUAAAAUUAGUACUUUCAGCCAAAUGUCGUGCAGUGCAGACUGUCAAUAAAUGAGAACGAUUUUCAAAAAUUUAA
Bradysia coprophila is the source of this 1270-nucleotide messenger RNA. Its product is annotated as putative ribosome-binding factor A, mitochondrial. NCBI's taxonomy places the organism in Eukaryota, Metazoa, Arthropoda, Insecta, Diptera, Sciaridae. Gene Ontology annotation, biological process: rRNA processing. The record is from RefSeq and is a predicted model, not a curated record.